UGAAAUUCCAGUCGUAGUUUUUUUGUUGCUUUCGCCACUGCUUCCAUCCACGCAAUGGUUUUCUGAAAGUUGGAAAGGAGGGUCAGUGGAGUGAUUUCCUGAAUUAUAAAAGGUGCCUGAAGAGUGCAGAAAUGCCUGGUCCGUUGCUGGUGUUGAAGGCAUACAAACUCAAAAGAGCAGCUAAGAGGCUGAUGAAAGCUAAGAAAAACGCUUUGCGUAUUUGUAGAGGAGAGCGACCCCAUUAUCCAUGGUACGAAGAGAUCUGGACUUGGUGCGUGGAAUGUCUGAAAAACAAUUUCUGCAAAGCCUUUUGCCCAUGUUGGUUAUCCAGGAAAAAGCGGGAAGAUCGAUUUGAAGAUUCUUACAGCAAAAGUUUCUUGAGGCGACCUUGUUUGGAUGGUACUUUCGAGAACUAUGCGAUUAAAAGUUUUCUGGGAUUUGUUUUUGGCCUCCUUCUCACAGCGGCUGCGUUCUUCUUCUUCUUGGACCAACUGAACAUUAAUCCCCGUGUAACCACGGCAUUUUGUUGUGUGCUUGGUAUGGUUCUUUCUACGGCACUCGCUUUCAGUGAAGAAGCCAGGUGCAUAACUUUCCUCGCUUUGCCAGAGCUUUUCUCAGGUAGGGGAAGGAUGGUUCUGAUGGCAAUUACUUACAUCCUCGUGAUGAGUGGGCCUGCCAAGAAUGCCAUGAGGAACGCGAAUAUUCUUGUAGAGAGCAUGAAUUGCGGCCAAGAGAUCCUAAUAAAGCAGACAAAGGCCAUCCUCAGUUCCAUUUUCGCUCCUUUGAUUGCAAUCAUAGAUACUAUGAGAGACAUCCUGGCUGCUCUGAAAAGUUUUGCUCGACAAGUGAAAGAUGCCUUCAUUGCUAUACGAGACCUUUUCAUGGAAAUUAUCAAUGCCAUUCGCAACAUGUUCCGUUGGCUGAAAAGUAUGGUGAGCGUAUGCAACAACAAAUAUGGGACGCCAUACGAACGAUGCAACAAAGCUUUCGACGAUGCCAUCGAAGACUGCAAUAAGAAGCUGGGCGUUUUUAACUUCCUUUGCUACAUCGUGAAUGUUGUCCAGUACGUUUGUGAGAUAGCGAAAAUUGUGGAUUUAUUGUGUCUUAUACCCAAAGCUGUGAAAAGUGGCAUAAUUGAACCUCUGAAAGAGC
This is a messenger RNA of Stegodyphus dumicola, 1152 nucleotides long. Its product is annotated as DC-STAMP domain-containing protein 2-like. Gene Ontology annotation, cellular component: membrane. The record is from RefSeq and is a predicted model, not a curated record. Lineage: Eukaryota; Metazoa; Arthropoda; Arachnida; Araneae; Eresidae.